AUGGGUGCCUGUGCUCCUAGCGGAAUAAGCAACUCGACAACCCUGUCUGUUGAUCCUGACCUUUUUACUCGCCUCGCUAGAAGGAUCACCCGCACUUGCCGCGUAUCGUAUCCAUCUGCUAGGGGGGUGUCUACAGUCGACUUCGCCAGCAUUAUCGAGUGGGCCGGUAUCCUCAAUAAUUGUGAAAUGCAGUGCUUGGAUGAUCUCGUCGGAGCGACCGUUCGUGCAGUAGGAGAUGUACUCUGGCAGGGCACGGCAAUGACAGCGCAAACUGCCGAUGAAUUCGGCCGGCAACCUCCGAAGACUAAAGCCAUGCAUCCACCCAAAGUCGUCCAUAGGUUGCUGGCGAAUAGGUUGGGUACGGCUUUGAUUGAGAGGAAGAUCGUUUAUGCUCUCAAGGCUGGAAUCCUCCGGUCCUUGAACGUCGACGCCGCCACGUUACGUAUAGUAUCCUAUUGGUUGUCCUUGGCACCGGAGCGAAUAACGUCCACGCAUCCGGGAUGGAUUGCCGUUAAGGGUCUCAUGCGCGACCAUAAGAUAAACCUAUCCGUGGCCGAGUUGCUUUCCGGCCAGCGAGAAAUCAACAAGGCGCAAGCGUUGAGGGCUCUACCCAAGCCUCUCAAGACUGUUGUCCGCUCGAGGGUCUGUGAGACGGUCGACAGCCCGACUCGAGAAGCAGUCUGUCUAGAAAUUCUCUCGGCGCUCUGUGAUGCAUUCGAGCAGCUCAGUAGACCUGCACAGACUCCCACCACAGAUGAUAUCAUAUGUUGUCUUGUGAUGCAUUCCCUGUUGCAACCAUCUCGGGAAGUGGGGACGGGGAAAGAGGAUAUUGCCGAGUCAGAGAUGCUCAUCGACAGAAACUAUUCUAUGGUAGCGUUGAAACGCAGUGUUGUUCCGCAGGCCAAAUGA
Messenger RNA from Perkinsus marinus ATCC 50983, 909 nucleotides. RefSeq lists its product as hypothetical. Bases 1 to 909 code for a protein of 302 amino acids. The transcript has 10 exons. NCBI's taxonomy places the organism in Eukaryota, Perkinsozoa, Perkinsida, Perkinsidae. The record is from RefSeq and is a predicted model, not a curated record.